This is a messenger RNA of Biomphalaria glabrata, 1793 nucleotides long. Its product is annotated as zinc transporter ZIP13-like. The record is from RefSeq and is a predicted model, not a curated record. Gene Ontology annotation, molecular function: zinc ion transmembrane transporter activity. The transcript is spliced from 9 exons. Gene Ontology annotation, cellular component: membrane. Bases 243 to 1427 code for a protein of 394 amino acids. NCBI's taxonomy places the organism in Eukaryota, Metazoa, Mollusca, Gastropoda, Planorbidae. Gene Ontology annotation, biological process: zinc ion transmembrane transport; intracellular zinc ion homeostasis.
AAAGUUGACGAACAUUGCCUGGGUCAAACAAAUUGUCAGUCUUUAGAUAUAAUAAUGAAAGGUACUUAUCUCACUAUCAGCUGUUACAUCAAAUAAUUAUUAUCACAAAAGCUAUUCAUUUACACCCUGUGAAUGGAUAAUUAUUUAGGUCUGGAUCAGCAUCCCAUAAAACUGCUUGAUCUAAUCACGACAUUACAGAGUCAGAUAGUUAUAAAGAUUUUGAAAGUUCGGACGUGGCAGAGAUGCUAAUUCAAUCCCUAGCUGUUGAUCUCGAUAUAGGAAAAAAUAUAGAUCUAGACCUAGAUGUCUUUGAUCUAUCGGUGAUUGAAAACAUUCAAAUUAAAGAUGGGGUGACUGAGAUUGUUAUUGAGACAAAAAGUGUAUCUUUCGAGACAUGGUUUCUUUCAAUUUUAGCAUCGAUUCUUGUUGGACUAAGCGGUCUUUUUCCACUACUGGUCAUACCUAUGGAAACUGGUCAAGCUUUGAAGCAUGGAGAACCUGCUAAAAGAUUGCGACUGAUGUUGAGCUUUGCUGUUGGUAGUUUACUUGGAGAUGUUUUUCUACACUUACUGCCUGAAUUAUGGGCUGACAUUCAAAAAGAAAGCAUGGCUGAUCAUAAAAGAAUAGGUUUGUGGGUUAUAGCUGGUCUACUUGCCUUUAUGAUCAUGGAGAAACUUUUUGGGGAUGAAACUGAGUUUGAACAGCUUCAGGACACAUGUGAUGAGAUCAAAUCUGCCAACUUCAAAGUUCAGUCAUCUACAAAAACAAAACAUAACAAGAUAUGUAACUCGACAAAAAAUAUAAAACAUAACAAGAUAUACAGCUCAUCAAAAAAUAUGAAAAGAGCAAAAGGGCAACUAAAUAAAUUACCUAAAUACUCAUCACUUUCACACAGUGAAAACAACAAACUCAAUCCAAGAGAUACCAAGAUCGGCAGUGUUCCAGUAGCGGAGGAUAUGUCAAGUAGUAAUAUUAAGGUCAGUGGAUAUUUAAAUUUAAUGGCAAAUGUAGUUGACAACUUUACACACGGUCUAGCUGUUGCAGCAAGUUUCUGCAUUAGUACAAAGGUUGGAUUUAUCACUACAUUAGCCAUUCUGCUUCACGAGAUUCCUCAUGAGGUAGGAGACUUUGCUAUACUAUUAAGAUCAGGAUUUAACAGAUGGAAGGCAGCUAAGGCACAGUUUUUAACUGCAAGUGGGAGUGUUGUUGGAGCUAUAACAGCACUAACCUCAGAAUCUUCUCAAGUUUCUGGAGAAAAGACAGCUUGGAUUCUUCCAUUCACAUCAGGUGGAUUUAUGUACAUUGCUCUUGUCACAGUCAUGCCAGACCUGUUGCAAGAAAAACAUGGAUGGGAAUCCUUCAAGCAAGUUGGCUGUGUGUGUUUUGGAGUGAUGUCAAUCAUUUUUGUGACAUUAGCCUUUGACUGAAUAGAACAUAGGAACAAAAACAGAUCAAUACUCAAAAUAGAUUCUUUAUUUUAUUGGUGAAAUGUUGCUGUUUUGUUGUUGUUGUUGUUUUUUUUUGGCAAAAUAAAGAAAUAAAAUACUACCAGCUUCUCAUGAGUACCUGGUAUAAAUGUUUGCAGCCCUGCAAAAAACAAAAAAGGUUUUAAAAACAUUGUACAUUGUAAAAGCAUAACAUUUCUGUGUAUGUUUCUGUUGAAAUUAUUUUUUUUGCUCAGUUAAUGAACGUCCAUGUCAAUGAUCAACUUAUAGUAUCAAACAUUAUAGUUAUACAUAUUUCAAAUGCUCUUUAAUUUUAUGUAAACUUACAGAUUUUAACUAUUUUUUUUA